Peromyscus maniculatus bairdii (prairie deer mouse) is the source of this 1371-nucleotide messenger RNA. RefSeq names its product TNF superfamily member 14 (gene Tnfsf14). Gene Ontology annotation, cellular component: membrane. The record is from RefSeq and is a predicted model, not a curated record. Gene Ontology annotation, biological process: immune response. Lineage: Eukaryota; Metazoa; Chordata; Mammalia; Rodentia; Cricetidae. Gene Ontology annotation, molecular function: tumor necrosis factor receptor binding.
GAACUCAGGCUUGCCAGCCCCGUCCCUGGGCUUCUGGGCCUCAGCUGCUCUGGCAUGGAGAGUGUGGUACAGCCUUCAGUGUUUGUAGUGGAUGGACAGACAGACAUCCCGUUCAGACGGCUGGGACAGAACCACAGGAGACAGCGCUGCGGCAUUGCCCAAGUCAGCCUUGCCCUGAUACUGCUGCUGGGCGCUGGGCUGGCUACUCAGGGCUGGUUCCUACUGAAACUGCAUCAGCGUCUUGGGGACAUAGUGGCUCGUCUGCCGGAUGGAGACCCAGGCUCCUGGGAGAAACUAAUACAAGAGCGGCGGCGGUCUCAGGCCAACCCAGCAGCACAUCUCACAGGGGCCAAUGCCAGCUUGAUAGGCAGGGGCGGACCUCUGCUGUGGGAGACUCGACUCGGCCUGGCCUUCCUGAGGGGCCUGGAAUACCACAACGGGGCCCUGGUGACCACAGAAGCCGGCUACUACUACGUAUACUCCAAAGUGCAGAUGAGCGGCGUGGGCUGCCCCCAGGGCCUGGCCAACGGCCUCCCCAUCACCCACGGGCUGUAUAAGCGCACAUCCCGCUACCCCAAGGAGCUAGAACUGCUGGUCAGCCGGCGGUCACCCUGCGGCCGAGCCAACAGCUCCCGAGUCUGGUGGGACAGUAGCUUCCUGGGCGGCGUGGUACAUCUGGAGGCCGGGGAGGAGGUUGUGGUCCGUGUGCCUGGAGACCGCCUGGUCAGACCCCGAGACGGCACGAGGUCCUAUUUCGGAGCAUUCAUGGUCUGAAGGCUGCAGUGACAAUGGAUUGCAAGGAGGAACCUCUCCAGGACAGACCUCAAGCCCAGCAAGCAGGGAUCUUGGAGUUCCCCUUAAGGAUCCCCAAAUUCUACAGGUGGAGUGCUCAGUGACCAUGCAGACUACUGACCUGCCUUGGGAAAUCUUCAAAUUGAAGACUUAGGGUGCGGAGCCCAGGAGUGCGGGGUCAGCCCAUUUGCCUGAUAUUCAGGAAGAAAGAAUAAAGCUUGGGUAUUUAUGGGUCUGAUGCAGACAUCGUGGACUUGGGAUUUCUGGGCUUAUGGGUUGGAGACAAGAAACCUCUCUGAGGUGUUGGGGGGAGUUAUAUCCCCAGGACCCUGUGGGGAGCCUACCGGGCUCCACACUCUGGCCUCUCCCAUCGAUCUGCUGCACUGGCUUCCAGCCACCAAGACGGCAUUGGCCAGCUGACUAUGACUGGCCUCAGGCCAGCUCCUGAACACACAAAUCCUUCAGAGAGACUCUGAUGGGACCUCCGUGCUCAGCCCAGGGCACAGCUGCGACACAGUCCAGAAAUGAUGAGGGAAAGGGAGAGAAGGAGGGAAUGCCGAAGAGAAGGAAAGAAAAAAG